ACGGCAGUGCACCGACCGAAGAGAGGCAGUCUCUCCUCAUCUUUCAUAAUAACCCAAAACAAUACUCGUAAAUGUUGCAUAGUCACAGGACUGCACAUGACUUCACUCAAAGCACCACUCCAAUUGUCUCAACAUCCGCCUCCUGAUGCACAUGAAACUUCUUAUACGCGUCAGCCAUUGUUGCAUGUCACACAUUAACCUAUAUUCAGAACACAUACACACAGAAGAGGCCUCACAAACCCCUUCAGGAUGAGCUCCUUAACUAAAUUACUUAUGUUAAUUUUCACAACAUAUCAUACCAUGAAUACAUCUAUUCAUACCCUGCAGCCACAUGAUCCGUCACAAGAUUUCACCCCACAUACAUAUUAAUGUUGCAUCUAUUUUUGUUUGGUUUCAUAUGCAAGAACAGCACAUCAAAAUAAAGUAAGGGACAUUAAAGAAUUCCUCUCACACUGAUCACUCGAUACAAUAUUCUGAUACUGACAAUCGCAAUCAGUGCAGAUUGAAUAAAUAAAUCUAAAAAAUCACUCAGUGGCUCUGAUGCAGCAUGCAAUCUGCAAAGUGACUACCUUUAUCCAAAAAAGUAAAAAAAAAAAAAAAAAAAGUGCAGUAUUUACCUAUAAAAUGCAGAGGAAUGUAAGUAUAAAUCACAUCACUCGGGCAAAAUACAAGUACUUCAGGAUUGUGUUUAAGCACAGUGCCUUAGUAAUGUAAUAAGAUACAUAGCACAAAAUUAAAAAUAAAAUAUCUUUAGUCUUAGUGCACAUUUCAAAUUGCAAACAAUCUCACACAAGGCAACACAUCACCAUCAACAGACAGCGUGAUCAGAUUCAGCAAUAACACUUUUAAGAUGAAAAGACUAAAAUUGAAAAAGAGCCUGAAAGAAAUAAUAAGCGUCUGAUUUCUCAUCAAGUCCAUCAGUAUUUAUACGCAGACGUGACAGACAAUAGUGAAUGGAAACUUGGUUUGUCGUUGCAUACUGUUACUGAGUCUGCAGGUCAGACGUCCCUCCCCCUCCGCUCGGUGUGAGUGGUUUAAAGUUUCACUCCUCGGCCUCUGAUUGGCCCGUCAAGUUUUUUCCGAGGGGGGAUAAGUUCAGACUCUGCGUCCCUUGACGCACAGCAGUCCGGAGAAGUUCAGGGAGCAGAGGAGAGUGUUGCGGUAUUCUCUUAUCUUACGCGCCGGGGUAAGAGGAUCCACAAGAGAUAUGGAGGUUAUCUCAGAUAGACUCGCAUUUGUUUUGUAGAGGAGUUUUAGCGCGUCGGAGCUUUGGAAUAACCUAUCUCUGUUUUUUUCCCCCUUUUUUAAAUUGCAUCACCCGCUGUCGAAAAAAAUGUCUGCGUCUGGGCUUUGGAUUAACGCAAUGUGGAUUUUACUUUUUGCCAUUUUUCACGCGGCUUUGUCAAACUACUCUGAAGACCAGUGCAGCUGGAGAGGAAGUGGUUUGUCCCAGCAGCAGGGCAGCGUCGAGCAGAUCUCCCUCCACUGCUCUGAGGGCACCCUGGACUGGCUGUAUCCCAAAGGGGCCCUGCGCCUCAGCCUGUCACCCCGCCUGCCCUCUGUGGCGGUGGGGCCGGGCGGCAGCAGCUCGGGCCUCAUCACGGCCUGCGUCAAGCCCUCGGAGCAGUUCCACGGGGCCCAGCUGUACCUGGAGAGGGACGGGGUCCUGGAGCUCCUGGUGGGGGACCGCCUGGAGUCCUCCCCGCCGCCGAGGGUACGCUGCUUCAGCCGUCUUCCCGGGGAGAGGGUGGCUCUCUUCCUGCAGGCGACACCUCAUCAGGACAUCAGCAGGAGGAUCGCAUCCUUCCGCUAUGAGCUGAGAGGGGACUGGACCGCUCGGCUGUCGCUGGACUCCAACCCCAUCAGCAGUGAAGAAGCCUGCAGACCCUGCAACAACACUGAGAUUCUGAUGGCUGUUUGCACCAGUGACUUUGUUGUUCGAGGUAACAUCCGAUCAGUGGUUGAAGACGACAACCUCCGUGCAGCAGUGAUCAAGGUCAGCGCCACGCGGGUGUUUCGUCAGAAGUACGCCUUGUUCACCGGCAACAGCCGCGUGGCCAGUCGCGGUGAGGUCAGAACUCUGCUGCAGUGUGGCGUCAAACCCGGGCCCGGCAGCUUCCUCUUCACCGGCCGGGUCCACUUCGGGGAGGCCUGGUUGGGCUGCGCUCCCCGUUACAAGGACUUCCAGCGGGCGUACACUAUAGCCAAAGCAGCCCAGCAGAUACCCUGCGAACUGCCUGUAGACUGAGCUAAGAACUCUGCAGCAGCUUGUCUAAUGCUCAGAGUCGAGUCCGCACUGAACGCCAAACUCAGCCCAUGUUUCGGAAGAAGCCAUUGUGUGCAACCGGUGGCCGAUGUAGCCAGGGUGCCAUCGAUGGAUAUCGUCUUCCCAAAGGACUGAGGAGUGAAAUGGACUUCUCCCAACUCCAUUUCAGUGCAAUAUGCAGUCACCAAGUCAGAAAGAACCAGGUGGAGUUCUGACACGAGGGACGUGGUCGAAAUGUUCAGAAGCAUCUGGCACUGGACGGGUUGUACAAAAGGUGAUGCCAUCAUGCUGGUUCAGAAAAAAUCUAUUGACAAAGCUUUCCAAUUGGGAUAAAUAAAGUGAAGCCAUUAAUUCAGGCCUAUUGAGAGUCACUGCGAGGAAACUCAGGAAAAUUUAUGAAAAGUUCUAUAGAAAGCUUACCGCCUAUUAGGAUACACUUCAGGCACCUUUUGGCCACAGGAAAGUGAUGUUUCACUGGCUGUACAGGGGUCAUCCUCAGUGUUACUAUUAUUAAGGAGAUUAUUAAUAAAAAAAAAAAGUCCUCACAAAAGGAAGCAUUAAAAAAUAUAUAUAUAUUUGCACUGAUAAAGGAAAGGGAAUGAUCUGGAAAGUGUGAUGCUGCAAGCACUGAAAACCAAAUAAAAAGCAACUAUAUGUAGCAUAGUGGAGCGAAUUUAAUAUAUGUACAGAUAAUGUGAGCACGUACAGUAGAAACACAAAUCUGAGGUUACCUGAGCGGGUAUCACAGCUCAAACUAGUGCUGAGAGCACUUUCACAUUUUUAGCCAACUCUGAGAUUUGUUUUGCUUCUGUAAGGAGAUGCAGGCUUAUAGGCAUUUUUUGUUUCUUUCUGUAAGGUGUACGAUGCAAAAUUGUAAUUUGAAUUGGACUUUAAAGAUAAUUAUUUAAAAGAUUGUGCUGGGGUGGAUCGCCAAAGCAGUUCUAAGUUUAGUUGUUGUCGUAUUAUUAUCUCGCUUAAGAAGAAGAUCAAACCAAGAAGCUACUCUAUGAUGUGUUAAAGAAGAUAUUCACCUGUAUAUACUCAGCAAUGUUCAUAAAACUGGUGACAACAGCCACUCAGAACUGAAGUCCAGUUUUAUUACACGAUAUAAAGUCUUCUAACCAGCUAUUGGUGGAGAAACAAGCUAUAAAACUGGACUUGGCUAGCUCAAGAGCAACACAAGAUAUGCAUUUAAUGUGUAAAGAUUCUGUUCUGAUGUGCACUAUAUCAACAAGCGGAGGGGGUUUAUACCAAAUUGCUGUGAUGUGCUGAAGCGGUAUGUCUUAAAUGCUUACACUGCCAUUUUACUGUUUGUUAUUUUUUUUAUAUGUGAAGUUGUGUCAGUGUCAAUGUGAAUGUAAAUAUGUUAAUAAGAAAUUCUAGAAAGAGGGAAAAAAAGGUCUGUGGAAAAAACAACAUUAUGUCAGUAUUGUGGAUUAUUUUUAUGUUUGUCUGUGUUAUUAAAAGAUACGCUGUGAGAAAAACACC
Messenger RNA from Acanthopagrus latus (yellowfin seabream), 3754 nucleotides. RefSeq names its product meteorin, glial cell differentiation regulator (gene metrn). The transcript has 4 exons. The record is from RefSeq and is a predicted model, not a curated record. Gene Ontology annotation, biological process: positive regulation of axonogenesis; glial cell differentiation. Lineage: Eukaryota; Metazoa; Chordata; Actinopteri; Spariformes; Sparidae. Gene Ontology annotation, molecular function: hormone activity. Bases 1334 to 2248 code for a protein of 304 amino acids.